Tripterygium wilfordii is the source of this 2202-nucleotide messenger RNA. RefSeq names its product cyclin-A2-4. Gene Ontology annotation, biological process: mitotic cell cycle phase transition; regulation of cyclin-dependent protein serine/threonine kinase activity. The record is from RefSeq and is a predicted model, not a curated record. The transcript is spliced from 12 exons. Bases 209 to 1666 code for a protein of 485 amino acids. Gene Ontology annotation, molecular function: cyclin-dependent protein serine/threonine kinase regulator activity. Gene Ontology annotation, cellular component: nucleus; cytoplasm; cyclin-dependent protein kinase holoenzyme complex. Lineage: Eukaryota; Viridiplantae; Streptophyta; Magnoliopsida; Celastrales; Celastraceae.
UUCCACUAUGUUUUGAUUCUUUUGAACCCUCACUAUCCCGCUCACUCUUUUCAGGGAGUCGCUGAGUCAGGGGCCGACCUUCUCUCUAAAGCUCUCGGAGCUUUACUGCUUGCUUUGGAGGUGUAUCCGGAUCAAUGUCAAUGUGUGUAUAUACUAGGCUCCCAAUUUCAGUUUGAUAUCUUAUAUUUUCCCUUGCUAACCUGUAAAUAUGAAGAAAGAGAAUCUUGUCCCUGCUAACAUUGGAGGUGUUGGUGGUCGAUUAACACGUGCUCGAGCAGCAGUAUUGCGUGCAUCAGGGCAGCUGCCUCCUCUGAAAGUACCCACACAACAAGAUCAGAAGAGAACUUCGCUAGCAAAUGUAAAAAGAGCUGCUGCAGAGGAUAAAAACCCCAGAGCAUCUGGUGAUGCAUGUCUUCAACGUAAGAGGAAAGCAGUGCUUCAGGAUGUCACAAAUGUUUGUUGUGAAAACUCAUAUAGGAGCUGCUUCAAUGCAAAUAAAAUUCAGGGAAAGAAAACCAAGGAGGAUAAAGAAGGCCAUGUCAAUUUGACCAAAGUUGCCGCUCCAGUUAGUACUAAACUUCUACCACUUGAAACUGAUUCAAGCAUAAAAUUAUGUCAAGAACCAGUGAGAAUAGAACCCAAAUCAGAGGUACUGUGUUCCGCAAAUUUGCUAAAAGAUUCAUCUUUUACCAUGAGGGAGUGUUGCAUAGAUGAUCGUCAGCUUUCAAAGCAGAGUUCUGGGAUGCAUUCCCGAGCCAGAAAUAUUUCUAUUAAAGCUGAGAAAUGUAGCACUUCUGACAAUAUGUUGAGAUCAAGUGAUCCGGACUUUACAGAUAUCGAUUCUAAUCACAAAGAUCCUCAGUUUUGCACUGUAUAUGCCCCUGAUAUAUAUAGCAAUCUGCGUGUUGCUGAGCUUGCCCGGAGGCCGUAUCCUAAUUUUAUGGAAACAACACAGCGUGAUGUUACUCAAAGUAUGCGGAGCAUCCUGGUUGAUUGGCUUGUGGAGGUAUCUGAGGAAUACAAGUUGGCAUCAGAUACACUUUACCUCACUGUACAUCUCAUUGAUUGGUUUCUCUCUGAAAAUUACAUUGAAAGACAAACACUUCAAUUGCUUGGUAUUACCUGCAUGCUGAUUGCCUCCAAGUAUGAAGAAAUUUGUGCCCCACGUGUGGAAGAAUUUUGCUUCAUAACAGACAAUACUUACACAAGGGACCAGGUACUAAAAAUGGAGAGUCAAAUAGUGAGAUACUUUGGGUUUCAGAUAUUUGCACCCACUACAAAAACUUUUCUUAGGAGGUUUCUACGAGCUGCUCAAGCUUCGUACAAGAGCCCUAGUCUUGAACUGGAGUGCUUGGCCAAUUAUUUAGCUGAAAUGACGUUGGUUGACUAUAGUUUCUUAAAUUUGCUUCCUUCUCUCAUUGCUGCAUCGGCUGUAUUUCUUUCCAGAUGGACAUUGGAUCAGUCAAGUCAUCCAUGGAAUCCAACUCUUGAGCACUACACUAAUUACAAGACGUUGGACCUAAAAACCACAGUUCUCGCAAUGCAAGAUUUACAAUGGAACACCAGUGGGUGUCCUCUGAAUGCCAUACGCAUGAAGUAUAGGCAAGAAAAGUUUAAAUCUGUGGCUGCUCUGUCUUCUCCGAAACUGCUUGAAACACUCUUUUGAAGAUAAACUGGAUGAUAAAUCAUUAUCGGAUGGGUUCCAAACGAUACAUAUGAUUCUCAGGUGAACGUUUGCUAUGGCUUUUGGUCGUUCAGAUCCCCACGAGGUUGUAGCUGAUUCGUUAAACUUUACCACUUCUGCCAAUUAUGUUCUUCAAAUACAUUGCUUAUAGUUUUUGUGACGUUACUGUGCUUUUGGUUCUUCCAAGCCGAUGUCAUAGCCGGGUUGAAUUUGGUUACCUGAGAUGUCAAGUUACUAAGCUUGAAUUUGAAUAUCAACUUGUUGAUAACUUUGUUCUACCACAAUGUCGGAUAAGGAUGAGGUUUCUUGGUUUAAAGUUUGAAGGUUAUGUAAACCAGCUAACUUGAUGUAACUAUUAGGCGCAGAAUUAUCGUUAAUGGACCAUCGUUCUAUGUCGUUGUCGUGGUUUCUGUCCACUCAUUGCAACUUUUACUUGUUAAGUACCUUGUGGGACAGCAAUUAACGGCUUAAACUAGUGUUAUCUAUGUUUAAUGAUCAAGUGGGGUAAAUCUUGGUGA